AUGGAAUCACCAAGCAUGAAGCAGCGCAGUGGCAGCUCUUCAGGGGCAUCGGUCUCUACGGCCGAUGAAAAAAACACUGAUAUGUCGACAAAUCAGCCGGCAGAGUCACUGGAGUCAAAGCAGAAAGCCAAAGCCAGAGCGGAAAAGGCCGAAGCCAUCCGCCGAGCAUGCGACACGCGUGACAUAGUGACAUUGAUAUCAUGUGCCACCGCCGAAGGCGGGCUCCUUGAUGAUGAGCUGCGUCGACGAGCCUGGCCAAUCCUAUUACAAUGCGAUGAAGGCACACGACUUGAUAAUCCAAAGCCGCUGAUUGACCUGUCACGACAUGCCGAUGAGGACCAGGUGCAGUUGGACGUCGACCGUUCCUUUGUCUACUAUCCAAGUGCCCCCGCAGAUGAGCUUUCUGAAAAAAAGGAGCAAUUAUCAGAUCUAAUCACCCAGAUCCUCAGAAAUCACCCCAUGCUAUGCUACUUUCAGGGCUACCAUGAUAUUGUGCAAGUGCUUCUCUUGGUCCUGGGCAAGCAGAAAGCUUUGCCAGCUAUGACACAACUAUCUCUCUUCCGCAUCAGGGACUAUAUGCUCCCCUCCCUUUCCCCAGCCGUGAAGCACCUGCAACUCAUUCCAGCCAUUAUCGAAACUGUCGACCCGGAGUUGCGGCGUCACCUCUCCACCAUCCAGCCAUUCUUUGCCCUUGCAGCCACACUCACACUCUAUGCCCACGACAUCCAGGAGUACAGUGACAUCGCCCGACUCUUUGACUACCUCUUGGCCCGUGAACCGGUCGUUGCCAUCUACCUGUUCGCGGCAAUCAUUUUAUCCCGAAAGAAAGAGCUUCUUGAAAUUCCCUUGGAAGAACCAGAAAUGCUUCACUUCAAACUUUCGAAAUUACCCUGUCCGCUUGACUUGGAUGGUCAUAUCUUGAGCGCGGAGCAGCUCUUCAAGGAUCAUCCGCCCGAGUCUCUACCUUUCGGGGCAUGGAAGCGUAUCCCUAGCUGCAGCGUUCUCAAGACAUCACGAGAUGUGUACCACAAAUAUACUGUGGAAGAGGCUGAACGACUGUUUGAGCAGCAGACCCGACAACUGCGGAACGAGGAGCGCCGUAAGCAAGCGCUUGAAUUCGCGUGGAAACACCGUCGGGCUGUUGCUUCUGUGACAAUGGCCAUUAUGAUCGGUGCUGCAUCAAUCUACAUUCGCAAAAAAGGUCUCGAUACGUCCAUUUGGUCUUAUGUUGGUUGGCUCCAGGGUGUGUUCAAAAGUUAG
Molecule: messenger RNA, 1260 nt
Organism: Penicillium cinerascens
Lineage: Eukaryota; Fungi; Ascomycota; Eurotiomycetes; Eurotiales; Aspergillaceae
Product: TBC domain-containing protein
Exons: 3
Coding region: 1-1260 (419 amino acids)
Biological process (GO): endoplasmic reticulum to Golgi vesicle-mediated transport; positive regulation of GTPase activity
Cellular component (GO): endoplasmic reticulum membrane
Molecular function (GO): GTPase activator activity
Source: RefSeq, a predicted model, not a curated record